Molecule: messenger RNA, 3806 nt
Organism: Ahaetulla prasina
Lineage: Eukaryota; Metazoa; Chordata; Lepidosauria; Squamata; Colubridae
Gene: LNX2
Product: ligand of numb-protein X 2
Exons: 12
Coding region: 574-2634 (686 amino acids)
Molecular function (GO): protein binding; ubiquitin-protein transferase activity
Source: RefSeq, a predicted model, not a curated record
UAAGCGCUGCUUGGAGCUUUGCCUCCCUUUCCCGAGAUCGGCGCCGGCGGAGGAGGUAGGAACCGAGCGUGGAGGAGGAGCCAGAGCCCCAGCCCACGCCACUCCAUCUGCGGCGCUGGGAAGAGCCACUCGGCGUCAGUCUCCUACGGUACUGCCCCUUGCUCGGAGCACGAUGCCUGGGAUCGUGCAGUGAAACCCGGAGCUUUGCGCUCCUACCCGGCAGGGUUUCCAAAUUGCUGUUAUUUCAAACCAUCACCUCAUGGGACAAGCUCAUCUACCUCACACACUUGAAGUAGGGGCUCUCCAAAGUUUGUUAGAUGGGUUCUCCGAGCAACCGCUGGAAUUGCUAGCUCUUCUUCCUUUCUCUGCCCAGCUGAGUUCUGUGCCACCCCUGCUGUACUCACCGGAGCUGCCUGAGUUGAUUAGCGGCAUGUUUGAAGCUCCGUUUCAGUUCCAAAGAGGCACAUGCACUCACAGAGAACCCAUUGUGAACAGUAAUGACUCUUUACUAAAGGACUUUUAAAGCGAGAUCUCUACUGGGAAAAAAAAAGAACUGACCCAAUUGACCAUAGAAUGGGCACCUCGAACGAAGAGAUGGUCUCAGCGGAACAGAACCUGAACCCACUCUGCUUUGAAUGUGGCCAGCAGCAUUGGACAAGAGAAAACCACUUGUACAAUUAUCAGAACGAGGUGGACGAUGAUUUGGUUUGCCAUAUUUGCCUUCAACCUUUGCUACAGCCAUUAGACACGCCUUGUGGUCACACAUUCUGCUAUAAGUGCCUACGAAACUUUUUGCAAGAGAAGGAUUUCUGUCCCUUAGACCGCAAAAGGCUCCAUUUUAAAUUCUGCAAAAAAUCGAGCAUCCUUGUUCACAAACUGCUUGACAAGCUCUUGGUGCUGUGUCCUUUUUCUUCAGUAUGCGAAGAGGUAAUGCAGAGAUGUGAUCUGGAAGCACACUUGAAGAACAGGUGUGCUGGGGCUUCCAAUCGAAGGGCUGCUUUGGAGAGACGGAUGAACAACAAAUUGCAGUCAGCCUCUGAAAGUGAAAAUGAGAACGCCAUGAUCGAUCAUCUGGACUCCCAGUCACCUGAAGCAGAGCCUGCUGGCACUGGGAUGGCAUCAGUGGAGCAGAACAUGACAUCCGCGACAGUUUCGGUGUGGACAGAUGAGUCUGGGGUUGAUAACCCUGCUUUUGAGGAGAACAUAGGAACGGAGACAAUCCAUCAGCCAUCAAGUUUACCGGAAGGUGAGAUCACCACCAUUGAAAUUCAUCGGUCCAAUCCUUAUAUUGAAUUGGGAAUUAGCAUAGUGGGUGGCAAUGAAACACCUUUGAUCAACAUUGUUAUUCAAGAAGUUUAUCGUGACGGGAUUAUUGCCAGAGAUGGAAGGCUCCUUGCUGGAGAUCAAAUACUGCAGGUGAAUAACUUUGACAUCAGUAACGUGUCUCACAACCAUGCCAGGGCUGUCCUUUCCCAGCCUUGUACAUCGCUGCAUCUCACUGUCCUCCGAGAGAGACGAUUCGUAAGCCGAACACACAAUCAUAGUGAUAGCCCUCCCCAGCGAGAGGAUAGCUUCCAUCUGACCUUACACAAGCGAGACUCCAGCGAACAGCUUGGCAUUAAGCUGGUGCGCAGAACAGAUGAGCCAGGAGUAUUUAUUCUUGACCUGCUGGAAGGGGGGCUGGCUGCUCAGGAUGGCCGACUCUGUAGCAACGACAAGGUGUUGGCGAUCAAUGGGCAUGACCUGAAGCACGGCACACCUGAACUGGCUGCUCAUAUUAUCCAGGCCAGUGGCGAGAGGGUGAACUUAACUAUUUCCAGGCCUACCAAGUCCCAAAUUGUAAGCAUUCUCAGAGACGGAGGAACCCAUCUCACCAGCCAUCAUCAAUCCUAUCAGCUAUAUCACAGCAACAGGCCAAGCCCACAUAAGGAUCUCUCACAAUGUGUGACUUGCCAAGAGAAGCAUAUCACAGUGAAGAAGGAGCCCCAUGAGUCCCUUGGCAUGACAGUAGCAGGAGGUCGAGGCAGCAAAAGUGGAGAAUUGCCAAUAUUUGUUACAAGUGUACAACCUCACGGCUGUUUGGCAAGAGAUGGCAGGAUCAAAAGAGGUGAUGUAUUGAUGAAUAUUAAUGGCAUUGAUCUGACCAAUCUGAGUCACAGCGAGGCUGUGGCUAUGCUCAAAGCCAGCGCUGCUUCCUCGGUCGUUGCCCUGAAGGCUCUAGAGGUCCAGAUUGCAGAAGAGCAGCCCCAGGCAAAUGAUGAGCAGCCAAGCACCAUCAGUGAGAAUGAAUAUGAUGCUAGCUGGUCGCCAUCUUGGGUCAUGUGGUUGGGACUUCCAAGCUGCCUACAUAGUUACCAUGACGUUGUGCUAAGAAGGAGCAAUCUAGCCAGCUGGGGAUUUAGCAUUGUUGGUGGCUAUGAGGAAAAUCACACAAACCAGCCUUUCUUCAUUAAAACAAUUGUUAUAGGAACACCAGCAUAUUUUGAUGGAAGACUCAAAUGUGGUGAUAUGAUUGUUGCUGUCAAUGGACUUUCAACCAUGGGUAUGAGCCAUUCAGCGCUGGUUCCUAUGUUAAAGGAACAGAGAAAUAAAGUAACAUUGACUGUUAUCUGCUGGCCAGGAAGUCUUGUAUAACGUGCAAAGAACAUAUACAUUGGUUGAAGCAGCUUUUUUUUUUUUAAAUAGCUGGCUCGACUUUUUCAGGCAAAGCUGUGGUUUUUUUCUCCCCUUUUCUACUAAUGCAGCUGGUAAUAAGCUGGGCCAAAAAAUUGCUACCUUCAUAUUUGACAAAUGUGUAUAAACAGGGGGUGCGUGGGAAAGGAAGAUUUUUUUUAACUAUACUGUGUUGUUCUUCCCAUCCUAAAGUAGCCAUUUCUGUCAAGUUUUGUUUAUUAUUAUUUUGUUUAUUUCCCAUCAUUAUGUCACUGCAGUAUCCAUGUGCAUAUACUUCAGUUUCUUGGUUGGCUUAAGGAGGUCAGCCUAUUCCAACAAUUGUAGUGGAGGGCAGGAUUGCACCUAGCCUGGGUGCCAACAUGCUGGCAUGUUAGCUACCUGCUAGGCUGAUCUCUGCAUUGUUAAACACAGAUGCAUAUGUAUAACCUGAAGACAGCAGGUUAACAACAAAUGACACGAAAGACCUUCUACAUAAGAGAUGGUUAUCCUGUAAGGUGCUUCCUAUUUAGGUUUUCAGCUUUGCUCACGGAAGGCACACCUGGAACCCUCUGUUUCAAUUGUUAAAAUGUGUUGCUGCGUUAAGAUUUAAUAGAUUAACGUCUACAUAUUUUUUCCUACAUUUCAGUAUUCUUCUGUUUAUAUGAGAGCCUGAGCAAUUCUUUGUGCUAUGACUGCCACAUAGAAGUUGCAGGAAGUAAUUCCAUGUAGCACAUGCUCCAUAUACUAGUCUUAACCCAUAAGAAGGCCCACUGCCCCAAGGUUACAGUUGGUUUUCUUUUAUCAAAUGCAUUGGGGGGCAGGGAGUGGUGGAAAGAAAGAAAAUGGUUGUCAGCCAUUGCCCAAGAAAAGUAUUUAUGGCAUCCUAAUUAUAAUGUACCAAUUUAUCCCUGGCUACAUGUAAUCAGCAAGCCCAUGUUUCAUGUGAAGCAUGACGGUAGCUUAUAAGAACCCCUGGUAGCAUAAAUAGUUGCCCCAAGGCUGAAACUGCAAUCAGUAUUAUUAUCUAAGGCAUGCACCGAUGCAUGACCAACCUAUGAAAGCAGCAUCAGAUGCAGAGCGGUGCUUUGCUUAUAGGCAGGUAUCUUUUGUGACAAUUCCAAAUCCUGUAAUCUGAAUAAAUUAUGAGAACUUGC